AUGAUUUUAACAGAUCAAGCUUUUAUUGAACCAAAAAAGCAAAUAAACGACCAGCAAGACAUCAAUAAAUUGGUUACUUCUGAGGCAUAUGUUCGUUUAACACGAUUCAUUGAACUUCUAAAUGAGAGUGUUGUUAAUAAAAAGAUCUCUGAUCCUUGUUUUGUUUCUGAG
Molecule: messenger RNA, 171 nt
Organism: Racocetra persica
Lineage: Eukaryota; Fungi; Glomeromycota; Glomeromycetes; Diversisporales; Gigasporaceae
Source: the annotation of a GenBank genome assembly